AUGCCGCCAUCGACAAGAGCUGGACAGAUGGGAAGGGGCGAUGAUGAUCAAACAACCACAGGCAACGGACAGGAGGAAGGAUGGCUCACGCAGGUAGUCAGGAUCCUCCAGCUGGCGAACCCAGCACUAAUGGCCGAGGAAGCGAUCGUGCGAGCUAUGGGCCUCAUCAGCAUUAGCAACCAGACCCCAUGCAGGGAGACCGAGAAGAUCCCCAAGGAGGUGUCGAGCGCCAUUGCGCACAUCAAAAAGCUCAGCGACAGCAACUGGCACACUUGGGAACCUACCUUCAUCGACUGCCUCCAAAGAGUACAUAAUGCGAAGGAGAUACUGUAUGGCACGGUGGCGCCUGGAAACAAGGAAUACAACGAAGACUUGGAUAAAGCCCUCGUGGGCCUCAUCCACGCCUGCUGCGACAACAGUCCAGACAGCUGUAUUGACACCUACACCGUCAGGGGAGCGGAUGAAGAAGUCCAGCUCGGUAGCACACUCUAUGCCAAACUCAAGAAGGCACUAACACUGAACGAUGCUGUAAAGCUAGGCAAGGAACUCGAUUCGAUCUGGAAUGAUGUGGCACGCCUGGGAAAGCAUUUCAAUGAGGACCUCAAGAAAUCAACUCUCUAUCGCUGCAUGGCCCAAGAUUGGUUCUAUGCCAACGCCAUCGAUGCACUGAAGACAGCCAGACCAGACUGUAAGUAUGACGAAGCCUACCACGCACUCGCCAAGAAACAGCAGGAUGGUGAGGUCACUGGCCGUAUUAGAGGAGCAGCAAGGGUUGCCACAAGCAUGGAACAGGGGAGCACCAACCAGGCAGAGCAAGGACCCAGGGGCAGGCACGAUCCUCGCAACCCCUCGGCCCCCCCAAAGUGCUACGCUUGUGGAGGACCUAAUCACAUUGCUCAGAACUGCACGAACACCAACAAUAACCCCGCACCGAGUAGGGACGGACCCACCACCAAUCCAGCACAAGAAGCGACGAUCGGCGGGGAUGAGCAACCAACAUCGGACACCUGGAUCGUCGAUUCGGGUGCGACGCAUCACAUGGUGAACGAUGAAAGAAUGCUGCUCACCUCGACGUGCAAGGAUGGUCAGAUCUGUACGGCUGGAAAUGAAAGGCUUCAAGUGAAGGCCAUAGGAGAUGCCUCCCUUUGGGUUGGCGAUGUAACCAUUCAGCUAUUGGAUGUGCUCUACAUGCCGAAACUUAAUUCUAAUUUAUUAUCAGUACAAGGCUUGAUCGAGAAUGGUGCACGGGUAACUUUCGAUGAGUUUGGAACCAUCAUUAAGCAAAAUGAUGGCACACAAAUACAAUACAAGAGGAACAGAAGAAAAGGGUGGUUCGAAGUACAGGGAAAGGCACUAGCCCUGGAGUUGGAAGAGACACUCGAUGACGUCCCAGAGGACAACCAGAACACAGGAAAACUAGAUAAUGCCCCAGAGGGCAAUAAGGACACGAAGCAUCGAGACAGCUACCUAUGGCAUGAGAGGUUCGGACACCCAGGACGAGACAAAACAAGACAAAUCCGGGCUCAUUACCUAGGUACCAAUGAGGAAAUGGAACAUGAGUCAAAGCACUGUAACGUGUGCAGCCAAGGAAAACAGACUCGAGCACGGAUGGGCCAAUCAGAGUCAGAAAGAAUGGAGGCACCAUUAGAGCUGGUACACAUAGACCUGAUGACAGAUUUCAAAGGACAUGCCAACUACCACUAUGCACUAGUUGCUGUGGACGACUUCUCCUCUCUGAUCUACAUGGAACCACUCUGCACCAAGAGUGCCACACUCACGGCGCUGAGGAGGUGGAUAGCCAGGAUGGAAUGGGCAACGGACAGGAAACUCAAAACACUCUGCAGCGACAAUGGAGGAGAAUGGUGCAGCAUAGCAGCCGAAGACUGGCAAACUCAAGAGGGUUUCAAGUGGCAAAAGAGCAUCCCGGGGAUCAGCGUCCAAAAUGGACGGGCAGAGAGAGCAAUCAGCCACCAAGACCAUCCCCCACGAGGCCUUUUAUGGAACCACCGCGCACAAGCUGGCCCAGCAGCUAAGGACCAGCAAGGCAAGUAUGGGGCUAGAGCAAAGCCAGCCAUCAUGAUUGGGUAUGACGACGAACACAAAGCAUGGAAGUUUUGCAACCCGGACCAGCCUGCGUCAAUUCAAUGGAGCAACUCAGCAACGUUCCAUGAGGACAAAGGAUGGAGUGAUCGCCAACAGGAGGCAGUCAGGCCCGUGGUGACCGCAGAGGUUGAGGAGGAGGGUGUCAUGCCAGCCAUAGUGGAGGAGGAGACCAAAUCAGAGGCCGCAGUGGAGGAUCUCCUACCAGCCGUAGACAGCACAGUAGGCGCUGCCAACACAGCAAUACUGAACCUGGACCCAAUGCUUGGGGAAGCAAUGAACGGUGAGGACGCCCAGCUCUGGAAGGAGGCAAUACGAAAGGAGCUAGAAGGACUCGAGGCAAUGGGGACUUGGGAGGUGGUGCACCAACCGCCAGGAGUACCACUUGUGGACUCUAAGGUUGUGCUUCGGCUGAAGCUUGACGCUGAUGGUGUACCUGUUAAGCACAAGGCGCGACUGGUUGCAAGGGGCUUCACACAGAGAGAGGGGAUCAACUACCAAGAAACCUUCUCUCCAGUAGCACCCCUCGGAGCGAUCAGAGCCAUCUUAGCACUAGCAGUGCAGAACAACUGGGAGGUGCAUGCUCUGGACAUCACUAUGGCUUACUUGAACUCCACGUUAAAGGAAGCAAUCUACAUGAAGCCGCCAGAAGGAUCAGGAGUAGCACCUGGCAAGGUGUACAAGGUAGAGUGCGCUCCCUGCAUCUACACCAAGGGACAGGGUAAAGAUAUGGCCAUUGUGGUCAUCUACGUCGAUGAUACAUUAGUCAUAGCACCAUGGCUGGAAAUGGUCCUAAAGGUUAAGAAGCAGAUUGGUCAGAGAUGGAAGAUGGAAGAUAGCAGUGAGGUCUCUCACUUCCUGGGCAUCAAAAUCAGUCGAGACUGUGCGAUGCACACCAUGACGAUUGGUCAGUCAGGGUACAUUGACCAAGUGCUGGCAAAGCACCUGGACAAACGUACAAAGCCGACCAUGGUUCCAAUGCAGAGCAUACCGGAGGGAACCCUUGUCGCAAGCACAGCACAACAGAAGGAGUAUCCGGUGAUUGUUGGCAAGCUGCUCUGGGUUGCCAACAGCACCUGGCCCGACCUUAGCCUUACCAUGGGUGUUCUCGCUAGGCACAUGUGUGAACCAUCACAGGAGCAUUAUCAGGCAGCACAAAGGGUCUUAUGCUACCUCGAAAGCACAAGGCAGGUUGGAUUGGUUUAUAGGGCAAGUGAGUCGCAAGAGCCACUGGUCACGCACAGCGAUGCAAACUGGGCGAGCGAUGCCACCAUACAGAGAAGGAGUACAUCGGGGUCAGUGGCGUUAGUGUACGGGAACCCAGUAGCCUGGAAGUCAGUGACACAAAAAUGUGUGUCAUUGUCCGCUGUCGAGGCAGAGUUCAUUGCAGCCACGGAAGCAACACGUGAGGUGCUCUUCCUCAAGCAGCUGCUACGCUCAAUUGGCAUUGCCACAGGCACACCGAUGGUCUACUUGGACAACACUGGUUGCAUACAGGUUAGUAAGGACCCAGCACAGCACUGGAAGCUUAAGCACAUCGACACCAAGUAUCACUUCAUCCGUAACAACAUCCAAGAGGGAAGGGUGCAGAUCAAGUACGUAGACACCACAAGAAACUUGGCAGAUGUACUCACAAAGCCCAUUGGGAAACAGGCAAUGCAGCAAGCAAGAUCUGGGCUACACCUGCAAAUACCGGCAGCAGUGUACGAAACGGGGUCCCUGAGCUAUGCGACAGUGUUGAAGAACGGAGGUCACACCUUGAAACAACAGCAUAAUGAACAGGGUACAUAUACUGUUGAGGGGGGGAGUUGA
This is a messenger RNA of Ustilago hordei, 3912 nucleotides long. RefSeq lists its product as uncharacterized. Gene Ontology annotation, molecular function: nucleic acid binding; zinc ion binding. The transcript is spliced from 6 exons. NCBI's taxonomy places the organism in Eukaryota, Fungi, Basidiomycota, Ustilaginomycetes, Ustilaginales, Ustilaginaceae. The record is from RefSeq and is a predicted model, not a curated record. Gene Ontology annotation, biological process: DNA integration. The coding region runs from base 1 to 3912 and encodes 1303 amino acids.